Darwinula stevensoni is the source of this 4871-nucleotide messenger RNA. NCBI's taxonomy places the organism in Eukaryota, Metazoa, Arthropoda, Ostracoda, Podocopida, Darwinulidae. The record is from the annotation of a GenBank genome assembly.
AAACUUUUUAUAUUCCCUUCGAAUAGAUGCAUUUGAGUGAAUGAAUUAAAAUUACUAUUACUAUUGGCCAGUUCAUCUGCUUGUGAUGCUCAAUGGUGGAGAUGCCCGUCAGGUAGCAAGGAUUACGUUGGCUCGGUUUAAAUACUAGGCCAUAGCCAAUCGUUUUACCCUGAAUCUCAAUCGGAACAAAAAACUGGAGAUGUACUCGGGAGGCGUGAACUUGGGGAGCUUCAGAGCUCCUGGAGGCACCCUCAAGAAAGAUAAAUCAGAGGUGAGGAGGCUAGACCCCUUAAGAUUUGCUGGGGAUGGGGUGACAUUCAAGGGGAAGCUGAUCGGAGUGCUCGAAGUCUCAGAGGCGAGAGGCGAGCAGAUGUGUCAAGAUGCCAUGGGGGAGUUGAAGAUGGCCAUCAAGGCCGCUGGGGAGCACAAGCGGAGGAUCAUCAUCUGUAUCGGUCUGGAUGGGAUUCGUCUCAGAGAUGAGAGCUCCAAGGACUGUCUUUAUCAUCACCCGGUACAUCGGAUUAGUUUCUUGGCACAGGACGCAACUGACACUCGUGCUUUUGGCUAUGUUUUUGGAGCACCAGAUCUGGGCCACCGCUUCUUUGGCAUAAAGACAGAGAAAGCAGCUCACCAGGUGGUGCAAACCAUCCGAGAUCUCUUUGAGGUGGUUUUCAGCAUGAGGAAGAAGGAGUUAACUAAGUCCAAGAGCAUUAAAUCUGAAGAUUCCAACUCAUCAAAGGUAUCCAGUCCUACCAAAUCCUUACCGGGAGGGAAUCACGAGCCAGACUUAUUGGGGAGUUUGCAAAUGGAACCCAAGGCAAAGACUCCACUGGGACAGGAUCCAUUUGGCGACUCAUUCAAGCCCUCCAACAAUUCCACAUCCAUUGCAUCAGCAACUGCAAAGCCAAAGAAUCUGGCUCCGUUCAAUUUCAAUGCGGCACUCCCACCCCCUCCUCCAAGUGUUCGUCAAAAGCCUCAGAAUGAUGGUGGCUGUGAGAAAACCUGGAAACUAUCUGCAUCUGAUCCAUUUGCUUCGCCUCCUCAGCCUGGUUCAAAGCCCUCUGAGAACUCUCAAGCUGAUCGAUAUGCUAGCAUUAGGGAUCUCUUCCAUCAAGAUGGACCGAGCAUUUUUGAUGUAACAUCUCAGGAGUCCAGUAAGAAGAUGACCAAUGGGAAUGAGUCAGGUCAUGAGUCUGUUCCAGAUGUGGACCAUCAGCAAAAUGGUGCUGCUGCCAUAGAGCCUGAGGAUCUGUUUACAGAUCUGGAUCCACUGCAAACAGGCAAAAGCAAGCCAUAUAUGGACAAGAAGGAUUUCUUCUAUGACCUAAAGCCAACAAAGAAGGUACUGCGAGAUCUCACUGAGUCUGGUAAGGGUGCUGACAGGAAGGAAGAUCCAUUUGGAACUGGAAAGUUCUCAGAAAACCAUGUGAAAACGAAGAUCCCAGAUGUCCUUGCCCUCUACAAUCAACAACACCAGGAAGCAUCUUCCCAGGAGACUUUAUCAUCUGAUGGCUUUGCUGAUUUCUCUGUUUUCCAAGACAAUGAGAAGAGAGAGGAUGAAGUUCCCAAAGUUCCCCCCUUGCCAACCAGUCGAGAUAGACAAGAACCUCCAGCUCUGCCUAUGCCUCGACCAUCACCGGGGCGAAGUCGAAAAGCACAAGAUCAAUCCAAGGACUUAUCCCUCAUCUUUUCACCACCAGAGGCCACUAAAUCUGAAGAUUGCAUUGUUCAGCCUGCUUCAAAAUGGGCAGCAUUCUCUCCCAUGACACCUCAACCUCCUCCACCCCCUCGCUCUGACUCCAUGUCUUGCAACUCCUACCCUCUAUGCACACAAGUGAGCUUUGGAUCAUCUGUAACUGGUGAUCUCAAUGAUGGGUUUUCAUACAUGGAAGACCCAUUUGAGGUGUCUGUUAGUGAUGAACCUUUCAAGGGAUGUGACCCCUUUCCACCUCCACUGCCAAAGCUGUAUGAAGCAAAACCACCUCCUUUGCCUCCAAAACGAAUCCCCCCUCCAACAACAAAGCCCCCACCCCGUCCUCCUCAUGAUAUUCCAGACUCAGUGAAGCUGUCAGAUGCGUUUGCCAGCAAGGUGGCCAAAGAUGAUGACACCUCACCUCCCAUCCCCAUCCCAUUCAGACGCCCAAGACAGAAUUCAAAUCCACAUCUCAAGUUUUCCAUACAAAGUGAAGCUGUCCUUGCACCCAGAGAGUCCUCUUUCAAUCGUAUCCCACCAGAGAAACCAGAUCUGAAGGAGAAAUCCCUGUCUCAUCUUGAUGAUGUAGCCUCAGGGAGCACCUCAAGCCAAGAAGUGUCAAAAUCCCAUUUGGAAGCAAAGGGUGGUUCUGAUUAUGAUAGAGUUGCAGAUGAUGCAAGCGUUAAGUCUGGCACUUCCCACAGUGAUGCUGAGCUGUCUGUAACACCCAGCCUCAGCAGUUCAGAUACAAAUUUGAAUCAAGGCAGCUUGCCCACUGGGUUAUUUGGGUGUGGGAAACUGAAUCUUCCUGCAGAGCAAAUUAAUUCCAUGAGCCUCAAGGAUCUGGCUAGCACCCUUUCAGCAUCAAACCUUUUUUCUAGCAGUGAGAAAUCCAAAGAAGAGUACCAUACUGCAGAGAACAAUGUUGCUGCCAAAAGGAAAAGUAGAUCUUGUGAAUCUCUAGAGCCCAGUGAUGUUGACGACACUCUGCAAAAUGUGUCAUCACGAGAUGACACCUGGAGAGAUGCCCAGGAUGAAACAUUGAGAGACACAACAUCACCAGAUGAAUUCAGUUUCUCUCAGCAGCUUGGUAGCCCAGAUCUAGUCCCAGACUUGCCACCAGAUCAGAAGAGUCCUGAAGUGAGGUCCCCAAGUCAAAGAGAGACAACUGAGAGCUCAGAAUCUCAUUUUUAUUCAUUACGUAGUGAUACAGAAAAUGAAAAGGCCUCAGGCAAGCCUCACAUAAGUGAUGCUGCUUCAAGAAAGAUCAAGAAAGAAGAUGAGAAAGUCCCAAAGUCUUCAUUAAUAGACCCAGAAAAGCAGAAGGAAGAAUCACAGGAGACAACCAAGGAUGCACGGAAGGCAUCCAAAUCUCAAGAUGCUGCUGAAAAAUUAGCAGAUGAGGAAGUUGAACCCCUUAGCACAUAUGACUCUGAAGCUGAACUUAGUAAGUAUCAAGGGGAAGACAACAAAGAGAUGCCACAAGAGAAUGAAACAAAACAACGGAGAAAGGACUGGCAUGAGACACGGCAGAGUCGCAGUGUCUCUACGGAUGAUCUUAGUGAAUCAGUAGGCGACCAUCAACAAAAAGUUAAACCUGAACAAUACAACAUAUAUGAGAAUUACCCAAGAGGCUUUGAAUCUCCACAGAGCCCCUUGUCACCAUGUACACGACGGGCUCGACACUAUCCUUACAGAGAUGGUUUGUACGAACGAUACAAUCGUUAUCCACCUGUCCGCUGUCCAGAGGUGGAGGAAUACGACCGUCGUUAUUAUCGAAUGCCAUCUCGAGCACCACCACCACCCCGUUACAUGUAUCCUGAUGAGGAAUACUGGUAUUACCAUGACUACGAAGCAGUUGGUGCUCCAUGCCCACCUCCUGAUGUAUACAUGGGUGGAAAAUGGAGGCAGCACUGGGAUGUGGAACCAGAUCCACGCAUGAUGAAACCUCGGCCUCGGCCAUAUCCUGAAGACGACUGUGAUCGUUUCCCUCCUCAAGAAGUCCGACCACCUCCUCUGAGGCAUUUCAGGCCACCUCCUGAUUAUGAUCCUUAUUUCUAUUCAACAGAGGAGUUUGAUCAUGAUCCAUGGUACCCAGAUGAUCGGCAGUCCCCUCGAAGCAAGCGGCCCGAGAGAACCUUCUCUAACCGUUCUCACUACAGUGAUGAGGGGCCAUAUCGCUCCCCAAUGAUGAGACCCCGGGAGCGCUUUCACUCUGGGGACAUGGAAGGUUACUCCUCUCUUCAUCGUUAUGGGCAUCGACUUCCAAUGGCAAGGGAUGCAAGAGAUGGAGGACCGUGGAGCCCACCAACACGAAGAGGAAUGAGAGAGUGCCCUAAAGGAGAAACACCACCGCCAUCUGUACGAGACCGUCAGAAAUUCUCAUCGCCAUUUGAUGAUGAUUUUGCAUCAUCAGACCUAUCUCUUUCGGAAGCAGAUUUUCAUGCAUCUGCCAGCAAUGAGCCAUUCAGUGUUGAAGGGGCAUCAGGGGGGGAUCCACCAUGUGAUAGGGCAUUGAAGAAGAGCCAAUCAGAAUCUCAGGUAUCAGGAGGUGAUCCAUUUUUGCCAUCUAGCAACCAGCCACAAGAAAAAAGUGAACCACCAGGUCUCGGUUUCGAAGAUACCUUCAGGCCACCCGACCUCGAUGAGAGUUGGAAGGCAGACUUUGACUCAGAAGAGGCAGCCUCAAGCAAAAGUCAUCCCUCUGUCCAAGAGAACAAGUCAGUAAAUAUUUUCAAGGCUGAAGAUGACCCCUUUGCUGAUGACUUCUUUACCUCUGUUGAUGAUGAUGACUUGAAAGAGGCCAAACUCAAGUCCUUUGAUGUCUCUUCAGAAUGGCAAAAGCCCUUUGAGGCAUUUGACUUUGAGAAUACAAAGUUCACUCAACCCUGAAUUUACCUUCCCACAUCUCUGUAUGCUCGACUAUAUGGCAUUUUCAAACUUCCAUCUCCUCUGGCAUCAUGUGGUCUUUUUUUUCAUUUUUGUGUUUGCUUCCCUAUAGAUACAGCCAGUACCAUGCUUUAGAGGAUUCAACUUCAGCUAGCAUAAUGAUUUUUCUCAUCUGUGAUAGAAGUAACUGCAAUCUCGUUUUCCCUCUGGUGAUACCCUCUCACACAUAUACCUAUAGUUCAUCUGGCUGCCCUUGUUGUAUCUCAGAUCUGUUCAAUUACACGUUAUA